AUGCCGCCUCCAACCUGGAGCAUCCACCAUCCAGAGAGCGGUACUCAUACCAAGAUCACUUGGGGUGACGAUGAGAGGGGCACGAAGAAAUAUGAGGACCUCAUGAAGGGUCAUGGGCCUGCUCUCCGCACCUUCAUGGCGAUGAUCGAGGAGACCCAUAACCAGGGACAUCCCUCCUGGCGCCUGAGAGGCAAUCGAACUAUAGAGCAAUUCCGCGCCGAGAAGAUUCAGGAGGUCGCAACACUGACGGAGACGCCUAUCAUCGAUAGCUUACCGCCAGAGUAUAUCGGAAAGAAUUGCGAUGUGGGGAUUGGAAGAGUACCCAUCAUUAUUAAGCCGAAGCCAGAUGUUCCUUCCCAAGACCCGAAUUGGCAGCCGACUACCUACCUCCCUGAACCUCGGCCCUAUUGCAUCGUCUGCUACUCUGUAGAGGUCCCCAAGUUGUGCACAGGCUGUUCUUCUGUCCGAUUCUGUUCCACGAAGUGCCAGAAAGAGCACUGGAAGCGUGGUCACAAGCACAAUUGCCGCCAUAUCGCCGACUUUAGGAGGGAAGCGAACGCCGCCGCAUAG
Mytilinidion resinicola is the source of this 570-nucleotide messenger RNA. RefSeq lists its product as uncharacterized. Bases 1 to 570 code for a protein of 189 amino acids. The transcript has 2 exons. The record is from RefSeq and is a predicted model, not a curated record. Lineage: Eukaryota; Fungi; Ascomycota; Dothideomycetes; Mytilinidiales; Mytilinidiaceae.